CAUUACCAUUUAUCCGUCAAAAAUGGAAAGUUCAUCUUAAAAAAAAAAAGGAAAAAUAAACCGAUAGCUGAGAAAUUUCUGUGAUCACUUCACCAUUAAUGGCGUCCUUGACGAUAACGAACCCAGCCAUGUUCGCGCCUCAUUCUCCCUUGCUGCAAAUCCCUUCAUUUUGCCAUUACUCGCUUCUCCCUCUUCUCCAUGGCCGCCUUCCUGCUCCCGCUCCCGCUUCAGUUUCCAAAUCCUCAUUUCGGAGAGUAAACGGUGACACUCAGCUUCUCUCAUCUUCGUCUUCCUCGAGAUACCGCAACUCGACUCGGAAUGUGAAGGUCAGGUCGCAGCUGAGGCAUCCAAUUAUUGCGCCAGAUGAUUCUUGGGGUACAUGGACUGCUUUGUUUGCUAUUGGCACAUUGGGCCUCUGGUCUGAGAAGACCAAGAUUGGUAGCACAGUGAGUGCUGCUUUGGUUAGCACUUUGGUUGGCUUGGCAGCCAGUAACUUUGGCAUAAUCCCUUAUGAAGCCAUGCCUUAUUCGAUUGUCAUGGAAUUUCUGCUACCAUUAUCUGUUCCAUUGCUACUAUUUCGAGCAGACAUUCGUAAUAUAAUCAGAUCGACUGGGUCAUUACUUGGAGUUUUCCUGCUUGGGUCAGUUGCGACUAUUAUAGGAACUGUAGUAGCAUUUCUCAUGGUGCCUAUGAGAUCACUUGGUCCAGACAAUUGGAAAAUAGCUGCUGCUCUCAUGGGUAGUUAUAUUGGUGGAUCUGUUAAUUAUGUUGCAAUUUCAGAGGCUCUUGGUGUUUCUCCAUCAGUUUUAGCAGCAGGAAUGGCUGCUGACAAUGUCAUCUGUGCUUUAUACUUUGUGGCUCUCUUUGCACUGGCUUCCAGAACACCUCCUGAGCCUCUGACAUCAACUGACGCUGCUUCAACUGACAAGGACUUUGAUCUUGGCACGAAGCCCCCUGUGUUGCAGACUGCUACGGCUGUUGUUACAUCAUUUGCAAUAUGCAAGUUUGUUACAUGGAUUACUAAUAUAUGUAAAAUUCGAGGUGGCAAUCUUCCUGGGGUAACUGCAGUUGUAGUCAUUCUAGCUACCAUUCUCCCAAAACAGUUCAAUUAUUUAGCACCUGCAGCUGAUACAAUUGCCUUCAUUCUUAUGCAGGUAUUCUUUGCUGUUGUGGGUGCUAGUGGGAGUGUAUGGUAUGUCAUCAACAAUGCACCAAGUAUUUUCAUGUUUGCUCUAGUUCAAGUUACAGUCCAUCUUGCUGUAAUUCUAAGUUUUGGAAAGCUGUUCAGUAUUGAUUUAAAGCUGUUGCUUCUGGCUUCAAAUGCCAAUAUUGGGGGCCCAACAACAGCAUGUGGAAUGGCAACUGCCAAGGGUUGGAGAUCUUUGGUGGUUCCUAGUAUUCUUGCUGGCAUUUUCGGUAUCGCAAUUGCUACUUUUCUGGGCGUUGGUUUUGGGUUGAUGAUUCUCAGGCACAUGUAGAUGACACGUAAGUUUUCUUAAAACAUCAAAACUGUGAUCACAUUCCUUCGUACAGUCAUAGAUGAAAAAUAUUAAUAGACAUCCUAAUAAAACAUAUUAAUAGAAAAAUGGGAAGGAGGAAAACUUAUAUAGAACCCAUCUCUUAUGAUUUGUAAAAGCCGUUGGAAAAUCUGUUAUUGCUUUGGAAUUUAUUCAUAUGGUCAAAACAAGAUUAUAUUCUCAA
This is a messenger RNA of Benincasa hispida (wax gourd), 1701 nucleotides long. RefSeq lists its product as uncharacterized. The record is from RefSeq and is a predicted model, not a curated record. Lineage: Eukaryota; Viridiplantae; Streptophyta; Magnoliopsida; Cucurbitales; Cucurbitaceae.